Glossina fuscipes is the source of this 2426-nucleotide messenger RNA. RefSeq names its product double-stranded RNA-specific editase Adar (gene Adar). The record is from RefSeq and is a predicted model, not a curated record. Gene Ontology annotation, molecular function: tRNA-specific adenosine deaminase activity; double-stranded RNA adenosine deaminase activity; double-stranded RNA binding. The transcript has 11 exons. Gene Ontology annotation, biological process: RNA processing; adenosine to inosine editing. NCBI's taxonomy places the organism in Eukaryota, Metazoa, Arthropoda, Insecta, Diptera, Glossinidae. Gene Ontology annotation, cellular component: cytoplasm; nucleolus. The coding region runs from base 447 to 2426 and encodes 659 amino acids.
AUUUCCUUUUUUUUAAUGUAAAACAAAAAAAAGCCUUGAACGUAGACUGAGAGAAAAUUAUUUUGUGCUAAUAGUAAAGUGUGAACUUGAUUGGGUUUGCAGUUGUCGGUCUCGUUUUUAUGUUUUCCUGCAUAGUUGUUGUUGUUUUAACACUGUGCUUCUCAGCGUUUUUUUUUCCAAAUGGAGUGUGAUACUCUUCGAUGUUAGUGUGUUUUAUUGUUAUUAAUUUAGUGCCAUAUAAAAAGAAUUUAACUUUAGAGAAUGCGUAAGAAACAUUAUUUGCAAAAUAAAUUAGUUAAUUAAUAUAUUUGUUUUGUAAAAGAAGCGAAUCCUCCGAUAAUUGUUUAACACGCUAUAAAUAAUAUCGAAUUUUGAGCGAAGAAAAAACGUCUUCAAAUUUUAUAUGUAUUGAACUGAAAAAGAGCGUGCAAACACCGUCUAUCGAUAUGAAUGGUUACAAUCGCAAAAGUCCUUCUAAGAGACGUUAUGAAGGUUCAAAAUAUUCAUCUACCCCCAAAAAAAAGGCUCGAGCUAGCAAAGAACGCAUACCGCAACCCAAGAAUACGGUCGCAAUGUUGAAUGAAUUGCGGCACGGUCUUGUUUAUAAAUUGGAAUCGCAAACGGGUCCGGUGCAUGCACCACUUUUUACAAUAUCUGUUGAGGUUGACGGCCAGAAAUACAUUGGACAGGGACGUAGUAAAAAGAUCGCUCGGAUCGAGGCGGCCGCUACUGCAUUACGCAGUUUUAUACAAUUUAAAGAUGGUGCUGUAUUGACUCCGUUGAAACCGGCUUGCAAUUUAGACUUCACAAGUGAUGAGCAUCUGGAUAACGGUAAAGGUGUUAAUAGUGUUGACGCAUUAAACCAUUCUCAAUUGGUUGAGAUUAUUGAGAAAAUUGUGAAGCAUGCUAAACUUUCAUCCUUAACCCCAAACGCUUCCCCAUUUGCGAAUAUUAUCUCUCCAAAUUCCAAUAAGAGUGCCAUUAGCGGCGACGGACAGAAGAAGGUGCCAGACAAGGGUCCUGUUAUGCUGCUGUAUGAAUUAUUCAAUGAUGUUCAUUUCGAUUGUUCGACUGUAGAUGGUGCUCAAAAUAAUUGUCGUUUUAAAAUGACUGUGACUGUAAACAACAAUAAAUUUGAUGGCACAGGUCCUUCAAAGAAGUUAGCCAAAAAUGCAGCAGCUAAAGCAGCUUUAGCUUCGCUUUGCAAUAUCUCAUACAGUCCCAUGAUGCACCCACAAAAAGCUUUGCCUUUGCCCUUAGAUGAUAAAACUACUUCUAUGGAACUACCACAAAUUCAUGCUGACAUUAUUGGCCGUUUAGUAUUGGAAAAGUUUAUGGAGGUCAUUAAAGGUCAAGAAUCAUAUUCGAGACGCAAAGUGCUAGCCGGCAUUGUAAUGACCGAAAACAUGAAUUUUAGUGAAGCAAAAGUUAUAUCAGUAUCCACCGGUACAAAAUGUGUUAGUGGAGAACAUAUGAGCAUCAACGGCACCGUUUUGAACGAUUCUCAUGCCGAAAUUGUGUCACGUCGCUGUCUUAUGAAAUAUUUAUAUGCUCAAUUAGACCUUCAAUGCAAUCAGACAACAGCAAAUCAGUCGAUUUUCGUGAGGAACCAAGAAAAUGCGCAAUACCCGUACAAACUGAAAACCGGUGUACAUUUUCAUCUGUAUAUUAAUACAGCGCCUUGUGGGGAUGCUCGCAUUUUUAGUCCCCACGAAAAUGACUCUGGUAUUGAUAAGCAUCCAAAUAGAAAAGCACGGGGUCAAUUGCGUACAAAGAUUGAAUCCGGCGAAGGUACUAUACCAGUAAAGAGUAGUGAUGGUAUACAGACAUGGGAUGGCGUGCUAGAGGGUCAACGUUUACUUACCAUGUCUUGCUCGGAUAAGAUCGCACGCUGGAAUAUUGUUGGCAUACAAGGAUCUUUAUUGGCUUCAAUUGUUGAGCCAAUUUACUUGCAUUCCAUUGUGCUUGGCAGUCUUCUACAUCCGGAGCACAUGUAUCGUGCUGUUUGUGGACGCAUUGAAAAGUCGAUACAAGGUCUUCCUCCGCCCUAUCAUUUAAAUAAGCCUCGUUUGGCACAAGUAACCUCAUCAGAGCCCCGUAAUCAGGCGAAAGCUCCGAAUUUCGGUAUUAAUUGGACGUUGGGCGACACCGAAGUGGAAGUGGUUAACUCAUUAACCGGAAAAACGGUUAAUAAUCAAAUCUCACGUAUUACCAAACAAAUGUUUUACCGUAAAUAUGGAAAUUUAAUGAAAAAUCUGCCAGGCAUUAACGAACGGAAACUAACAACUGAUUACGGACAAACCAAAGCCAAAAUUAAGGACUAUCAGAUUGCUAAACGCGAACUGUUUGCGGCGUUCAGACGUGAAGAUCUGGGCAAUUGGUUAAAGAAACCGCAAGAACAAGACGAAUUUGCGCUUCCAGAAUGA